AUGGUAGAAGAGUGGAACUCAAAUGCCUCUUUCUCAUCUUAUUAUAAACAGUGUGCUCCUCAAGAAUGUACAUAUACAUAUUCCGGUCAUAAUAAUGUCGUUUAUAUUGUGACAACGAUCAUUGGAUUAGUCGGCGGUCUGACAAAAGUGUUACAAGUUAUUAUUCCACCAACAGUUGAAUUUGUGAGGAAAAAAAAGCGACCUAAACAAGAAGUUGCAGCAUUAUUUAUACUCACUGUUUACACGGCAUUGAUUGAUGUUACAAUAACACAUACGGUUGCUUCGCCAUCAUUGAAGCAAUACGAGAAACUGUACGAAGACUAUCCCUUAACACUCUCCUGUCCAUUAUUGCAGCAGGGAUUUUGUGUUGCUGAAUUGGAUCAAUUAUUCAAAUAG
Molecule: messenger RNA, 396 nt
Organism: Didymodactylos carnosus
Lineage: Eukaryota; Metazoa; Rotifera; Eurotatoria; Philodinida; Philodinidae
Source: the annotation of a GenBank genome assembly